AUCUUCUUCUUCUUCGUCUUUAAUCAAAACAAUUUAUUACUCUGAUUAUUAUUUCGCAAUUAGGUAAAAAACCACCGGAGUUUCGAUUUUCCGAUCAUCAGCAAUCAAUUUCUUCGCCGGAGAUCACUAAAAACGAUCAAAUAACAGUUCUGGAAUUAACUGAAAUCGAAUCUAAGAAGAUGAAGAUGAAGAACAAAGGUAGGUGAUGAAUGUUGAGAUCGAUUUUCAAUCAACGUUCAACGAAGAUGGUGAUGAUUUCUCAUAACUUGAAUUUGAUUUUGGUGAUCAUAAUCGUAAUCGGAGGAUCUGUUUCUUUCUCCGCGGCUAAUUUCACUGAACCUUGUAACGGAAGAUGCGGUGGAUUGACUCUGCCAUAUCCUUUCGGAUUUUCAAACGGUUGUCGGAUCCAAUUCGAUUGCUCUGCGGUGGAGAAACCGAUGAUCGGAGACUUUUCCGUCCAAAACGUGACGGAAGACGGUAUAUUUGUCGGUCUCCCUCACAAUUGCACUCGGAAGAUUGAAGAUAUGAGACCGCUAUUCGGCGAGCAUUUCGCACCGACGUCGGAGAAUAGUUUCCUAAUGGAGGAUUGUGUGAAUACAACUGAUGGAUGCUCUAUCAAGCAGAAGUUCUUGGAGAAUGUGCUGAAUCUGGAAAGUUGCGAUUCGAAGGGAAACAUUAGUUGUUUUUCCUUGGAUACUAAUUCAAGUUCGAAAAAUUCAGCUAAGUUUUUCAGUAUGAAGGAAUUGAGGAACAGCUCGUGUAGUUUGUUGUUUUCUUCGAUAGCUUUUGAGUCUGGAGGUCUGAAUGCGGGUAUAGCGCUAGAGUUUGAGCGAGUUAGGUUAGGUUGGUGGUUAAAAGGAAGUUGCAAAAACAGUCCUUGCGCGGUUAACACCAAUUGUACAGACGUUGAUACUCCUCAUGGAUAUGCGGGAUACCGGUGCUCAUGUCUUGCGGGUUACCAUGGAGACGGAUUCAUCAAGGCGUGCCAGAGAGCCCUACCGGACUGCCGUGGUUCCAAGCUCGUCUGGCGACAUUGUAGAUCUAAUCUUAUUACUAUUGUAGGAGGAACUGUUGGUGGAGCGUUUUUGCUAGCUGGCUUGGCUCUUUUGUUCUUUUGUAAGCGGAGACGGUCUACUCCUUUGAGAAGCCAUUUAAGCGCAAAGCGGCUUUUGUCUGAAGCUGCAGGAAACUCAAGUGUCGCCUUUUUCCCUUACAAGGAAAUCGAGAAAGCGACAGAUGGUUUCUCUGAAAAGCAGCAGCUAGGAGUAGGUGCAUACGGUACGGUCUAUAGAGGAAAGCUCCAAAAUGAUGAAUGGGUUGCUAUCAAAAGACUCAGACACAGAGAUUCAGAAAGUCUUGACCAAGUCAUGAAUGAGAUCAAGCUUCUUUCCUCUGUAAGUCACCCAAAUCUUGUUCGUCUCUUAGGAUGCUGUAUAGAACAAGGCGAUCCAGUUCUCGUUUAUGAGUACAUGCCGAAUGGAACUCUAUCAGAACAUCUACAGAGAGAUAGAGGGAGCGGUCUUCCAUGGACCUUACGCCUCACUGUUGCCACUCAAACUGCUAAAGCAAUUGCGUAUCUCCACUCUGCAAUGAACCCACCAAUCUAUCACCGUGACAUAAAAUCUACCAAUAUCCUUCUAGAUUAUGAUUUCAACUCCAAAGUUGCGGACUUCGGACUCUCUAGACUGGGAAUGACGGAAUCUUCUCACAUAUCAACGGCUCCUCAAGGGACUCCUGGUUACCUUGACCCACAGUACCAUCAAUGCUUCCAUCUUUCUGAUAAAAGCGACGUCUACAGUUUCGGGGUUGUCCUUGCCGAGAUUAUAACGGGAUUGAAAGUCGUUGAUUUCACACGCCCACACACCGAAAUCAACCUAGCAGCUCUUGCUGUUGACAAAAUCGGGUCAGGUUGUAUAGAUGAGAUUAUAGACCCGAUUCUUGACCUGGAUCUCGACGCAUGGACACUCUCAUCAAUACACACAGUGGCUGAGCUCACAUUUCGAUGCUUAGCCUUCCACAGCGACAUGAGACCGACAAUGACUGAAGUAGCAGACGAGCUCGAACAGAUACGACUCAACGGUUGGAUUCCACACAUGAGCUUGGAUUCACCAGCCGGUUCUCUCCGGUCAUCUGAUAGAGGAAGCGAAAGAUCAGUUAAACAAUCAUCAACAGGAAGCAGAAGAGUCGUUAUCCCUCAGAAACAACUGGAUAACCUCGCUUCCGUUGAAGAGAUUAGCGAUAGCUCACCCAUCUCAGUUCAAGAUCCUUGGUUAAGUGCACAGAGCUCACCUUCUACAAAUACAUUGCUCGGUAACAUUCCAAGGUGAUAAUGAGAUCUCAAAACACUUUUACCACUUUCUUGUUUAUAUAUAAGUCCCUCUUUUGUUUAGCUUUCACAAUCGUUCAGUGUUUAUAAUGCUAAGUAGAGAGAUUACCAAUGCAGAAAACAGGUUUAUACAUGAGUUAUAAUGUAAACGAUCUUGAAACAAGAUCUUUGAAUCUGUACCACAUAAAUUUUAGUAAGAAUCUUCUAAUCUAAGGCUAUUCGUACAUAUCAAA
Messenger RNA from Arabidopsis lyrata subsp. lyrata, 2559 nucleotides. RefSeq names its product wall-associated receptor kinase-like 14. Bases 210 to 2327 code for a protein of 705 amino acids. The transcript is spliced from 4 exons. Lineage: Eukaryota; Viridiplantae; Streptophyta; Magnoliopsida; Brassicales; Brassicaceae. Gene Ontology annotation, molecular function: protein kinase activity; ATP binding. The record is from RefSeq and is a predicted model, not a curated record. Gene Ontology annotation, biological process: protein phosphorylation.